GGAAAAGGAUAUUAAAAUGAGAAUGAAGACAAAGAGAGCGAGAAAGAAAAAGGAGGCAAUGCACUGGUAUCGAUAUUUCGCUCGAUUCCAGCUAACGAAAUUGGUGUUUUAUCAUCGAGACAACAUUCAACCGAAUAUUUCAAUUAACAAAUAUCUUUCACGACAUUUAACGCUUAAUUGUCCAUCUAUACCUUAAGCAGAAACAUGUAUGAUACAUGUUUUAUGUUUACAAACCAUCGCUGUGUGGAAGACGGUUUUAUUGCUUCAUUUAUGGCAGUCCUUCCUUCCUUUAAAUAGGCCUACAUCAACCACAUCACGACUCACGGUUUCCAAGCAGCUCUGGCCCGACCUUGAAAACCGCUUAUAUAUAUGGAGCUUCUAAUAGCAUUCAAUCAAAAUUUCCGACAGCAACCACGCCUUCAAUCCUCUCGAGAUGAUGUUACAGGCGAUGUUUGUAUGCCUCGUGGUCGGUAUCGCCCUCGGCCAGACGGAAGGCGCAAACAACACAUCUGUUCCCGACAACACCAAGACCGCCCCGACUCCCGCCGACAUCCCGACGCCCACGGCCGAUUAUCCAGCCCCUUUUGAGAGUGUGAACGCCGGAUUACCCCCGAUCCACGCCCCUCCAACGUACCUCAGCUUAAACGACCUUUUAACCUGGACGAGCGGCGCUCCCAUUAGCCCGGGAAUCCCAGCCGUGGACGGAGGAGCCUUGUUCGUCGUUGGGUUUGCCCCGCUCGUCAAGCCCGGGCAAUGCCCCCCAUUACGUACCCAUUGCCUUCCGGGUUACUCUCAGGACCUCCGCAAAGUGGGGUCCUUCCCUGCCCAGGUCUGCGCCGCCGACUUCGACUGCCCCGGGACGAACAAGUGCUGUUUCGAUGUCUGUCUUAACGAGGCUGUUUGCAAGUCUUCGGCGAGGAUUUUCCGGUGGUAGAGAAAGCUCGUGAGACCUGGUGUUGUGUCCUUGUUUGUGUCUUCACUUUGAAUGGCUGUCACAGGAAACUUUCAAUGAAUAAGAGAAUAGUAUUGAUAUUAUUUGUCUCUCUCAUGUCCCAGGCUGAUGGCGGGAGAGUGGCUGUAACUGAGAAAU
Messenger RNA from Penaeus vannamei (Pacific white shrimp), 1090 nucleotides. NCBI's taxonomy places the organism in Eukaryota, Metazoa, Arthropoda, Malacostraca, Decapoda, Penaeidae. The record is from RefSeq and is a predicted model, not a curated record.